Messenger RNA from Phragmites australis (common reed), 815 nucleotides. RefSeq lists its product as uncharacterized. Lineage: Eukaryota; Viridiplantae; Streptophyta; Magnoliopsida; Poales; Poaceae. Bases 1 to 663 code for a protein of 220 amino acids. Gene Ontology annotation, molecular function: chromatin binding. The transcript has 2 exons. The record is from RefSeq and is a predicted model, not a curated record.
AUGCCGCCGACGCCGCGAAAGCGGAAGGAACCCCCAUCCCCGCCGCGGCGCCCGCCGUCCCGCCUGGAUUUCCGCGCGCCGGCGGACGGCGCGUGGUACGGCGCGCGCGUGGCGGUGCAGCGCGGCGCGCUGCGGGUCAUGUACGAGGAGUUCCCGGAGGAGCAGGACGAUUGGUACGACCCCGCGUGCCUCGCCUCCGAGCGCGACGUGGCCGCGCUCCGCGCCAGGUUCCGCGCGCUGUCCCCGCCCCUCGACGACGCCCGGUGCCGCGACCUCCGCGCCGGCGCGCCGCUCUGCGUCUCCUGCGCCCUCGACGGCGGCGAGCUCAAGUUCUACGACGCUGUCCUCGAGUCCGUCUCACCGGCGGCUCACGAGACCGUGGACGGCGAGGAGCGGUGCCCGUGCCGUUUCGCGGUGUGGUGGACGGAGGGGCCGCGCACCGGGAGCCGGGAGGAGAUCGGCGUCGAGCGGGUCUGCUGCGUGCAGUCCUCCUCAGUGCAGGACCCAGUGCUCACCGAGUUCUUUGACGGCGUGACCAAGCUGCUCGGCAAUGACAACGGGAAGAGGACGGCAUCGCAAGCGACCGGCACCGUGGCGGAGGAAGGCGGCGCCCCUAGGGACGCGCCGCCCGGAUUUCGCCGGAAGUAUGGAGCAAGGAAGUAGGCAUGCAAACAGCAACUGGCUCGAUGUGCAUGGUUCGGUGGCUGUGCAAUGGGUGCACACCCUCUGACCUCUGUGUUUCUUCAACAAAUCAUGUGCAUAGUUUGUCUGUGGUUCGGUCUUCUCUUCCAAAUCCUGUUUCCUCUUGGUUCGAC